[Candida] anglica is the source of this 804-nucleotide messenger RNA. Lineage: Eukaryota; Fungi; Ascomycota; Pichiomycetes; Serinales; Debaryomycetaceae. The record is from the annotation of a GenBank genome assembly.
CAACAAACACAACUAAAUAUGUCUUUUGCCCACAAGGAAAACUCUAAAAUCUUGGUCCUCUUCGAUGUCGACGGUACCUUGACCCCAGCCAGAUUGGUCAUCUCCGAUGAAAUGAGACAAACUUUGAAGAAGUUGAGAGAAAAGGUCGUUAUUGGAUUUGUUGGUGGUUCUGACUUGGCUAAGCAAGUUGAACAACUUGGUCCUACUGUCUUGGAUGACUUCGACUACUGUUUCUCCGAAAACGGGUUGACUGCUUACAAGCUUGGUAAGGAAUUGGCUUCUCAAUCUUUCAUUGGAUGGAUUGGUAACGAAAAGUACAACAAGCUCGUCAAGUUUGUCUUGAGGUACUUGUCUGAAAUCGACAUUCCAAUCAGAACUGGUACCUUUAUCGAAUUCAGAAACGGUAUGAUCAACAUUUCCCCAGUUGGAAGAAACGCUUCUACUGAACAAAGAAACGAAUUCGAAAAAUACGACAAGGAACACAAGAUAAGAGAAACUUUGGUCAACGUCUUGAAGGAAAACUUUGCCGACUACGGUUUGACUUACUCCAUCGGUGGUCAAAUUUCCUUUGAUGUUUUCCCUACUGGUUGGGACAAGACUUACGCCUUGCAACACGUUGCUGACGAACACUUUGAAGAAAUCCACUUCUUUGGUGACAAGUCUUACAAGGGUGGUAACGAUUACGAAAUCUACACCGAUGAAAGAACCAUUGGUCACGCCGUUAACUCUCCAGAAGACACUAUCAAGAUUUUGAACGACCUCUUCAAGUUGUAAAUUGAAUAUAACUAUUAAUUGAUAAAGUAU